Symbiodinium sp. CCMP2456 is the source of this 1488-nucleotide messenger RNA. The record is from the annotation of a GenBank genome assembly. Lineage: Eukaryota; Dinophyceae; Suessiales; Symbiodiniaceae.
AUGUCUGCUGCAGCUGGCUGCUGCUCUGCACAGCCUGUGAAAGCAGUGGUGGGGGGCUGCCGCAGCAGGUGGCCGCAUGGCCGCCGUGUGCCUGGAGCCUCAGCAGCCUUGCGCGCCCAAGCCUGUUUGGAGGAAGCCCAGCGAGCUGAGCAGCGACAGGAGCCGUUGCAAGCUCAGCGGCGCUUCGAAGAAGCGGCCCAGCUCUGGUCUCGGAUCUGUGGCCGGGAAGCCCUUGCAGCGGAGGCUUGGGCUGAGGCUGGCCGCCUGCGCCUUGAGCUCGGGGCUCCUUUGGACGCAGUGGUCGCCUGCGAGCACGGCCUCCGACUCAGUGCACGGCACUGGCGCCUUGGCUUCCUCAGCGCGCUGGCGCUGGAGUCCAUCGGCCUGCUCAGCACCGCCGAGGAGCGGCUCCAACAGGCAGCUCGGCUCCUCACCACCGAGGUGGCCGCGAAGGAGGCGCUCUCAGCUGUCCUGGAGGCCUUGCGCAGGGUCCGAGCACGGACUGCGCAGCUUCAGGCAGGAGAGCCACAGGCACUCAUGGAGGAGAUUCAGAGGAUGGGCUCCUUACUGGGUGACAAAGAGGCGGGCUACUGGAUAAGCAGCGUGGGAGAGUGCAGCCGCAGCGCAGAGGGCCAGGCAGAGCUUGUCCAUAAAGGUUUCCUGGAUUCAUCGCAGCGUGACAUGAAGCAGCCGGCGGCAGUGGCAAGAAAAGCGAGCCUGGUGGCAAUGAGGUACCGCGUCAACAAGAAGCUGCAGCGUUACCUUUCCGGAGCCGGGCUGCUGCUCGGAGUCGCUGAGCAAUGUGUACUUCCGAAGGCUCUUCGCCACCCGGGGGCCUCGGAGCUUCUCGGCAGUGCUGCAGAAGUGCUGAAAACUCGGCGCCUAGCUGUGGUCGAUGGUGCAUUCCCAGCAGAUGCGAUUGCACAGGUGCAGUCUGAACUGAGGAUGCUUCGAAGCGAGCAGGUUCUGCAGAACGACGUGAAUGACGUCUGCAACCCACUUCAGGAGGCGAAAUACCUCCCAUAUGGUGCCGACGAUGCUGCAAGUGCUUUCCGGGCCAGGUGCCCCAUCACCAUGCAGGUCACUCGACAACUUGCCGGUCUUGCAGCAGUCCUAGAAGAGCUUCUAGGUCUGGACCUGGCAGUGCCGCAGUCGGUCAUGGCUGCUUGCUAUCCCCCACAUGCGUCCUACAAGAUGCACCUGGACAGCUACUUCUUGCAGGGAUGUCCGGAUGAUGUCCCGCGCAAAGUCACCGUGCUGCUGUACUGCAACCACGGCUGGAGCCCCAAAGUUGGCGGAGAGCUGCGGGCCUGGGGACCUUUUGAUCAAGGCCAGGGCCCGGCGCAGACCAUUGAGCCGCUUCCAGGGCGCAUGGUGGUUUUCCUGUCAGAGGAGAUCUGGCAUGAGGUCCUCGAGUCGCACGGCGAGCGGUUUGCGCUGACGCUGUGGGUACAUGACCGUGAACGUGCAGAGCUAGGAAAUAGUUGA